This is a messenger RNA of Staurois parvus, 356 nucleotides long. Lineage: Eukaryota; Metazoa; Chordata; Amphibia; Anura; Ranidae. The record is from the annotation of a GenBank genome assembly.
GCAUUGAUGGGCACUGAUAAGCAGCACUGAUAGGCGGCACUGAUAGGCAACACUAAUGAGGUGGCACGGAUAGGCGGCACUGAUAGGCAGCACUAAUGAGCUGUCACGGAUAGGCGGCACUGAUAGGUGGCACUGAUAGACAGCACUGAUAGGUGGCACUGACUGGCAUCACUGCUAGGCAUUGACUUGCGAAACGGAUGGGCACUGACUGGCACAGCCGCUGGGCACUGACUGGUGGCACUGACUGGCAGCACUGCUGGGCUGCACUGAUGGGCACUGGUGGGUGGCACUGGUGGGCACAGGUGGGUGGCACUGGUGUGUGGCACUGCUGGUUGGCACAGGUGGGUGCACUGCUG